CACUCGAUGCAUGAUAUGCAGUCGACUAGUAUAGUAUACUGUACUCACGAGCACGUGGUAUACCGCCCUCUAUCAGAGCAAUAAUAAAUCAUGGCGGGAAACAGAACUCUGUCUCAGGUCCAGACCAUAGCGGAGCUAGCCAAACUUGAUCAAUCUGACCUAGAGCCGAGGUGCCAGUGUCUCUAUUUUGGAGCAGAGCUCAACGCUGCAGACAUGGUCCUUAUGGAGGUGGAGGACUCCGUAUUGGCAUUUUUAGAGAGGGGAAACAGCGUAGUCAUCCGGGGCGAGAAGACCGACAGUGCCGUGCUCUGUCUGGACGCCAAAACCUACGACGUCAAGGACACUGAUACGUCAAACACGUUGCUGAUUCUGCCAGCCUGCUCCACAACGAACGAAUGCAAGGACAGCGAGAGACAAAUUGUGAAUAGACAGGUGAUCGGUCUGGCCAAGUCUUACUAUGAAGUGAAGCCAAUGCGGCCCAGGCUCCGCAAGCUGCGCUCCCUGCUAGAGGAGUGUCCGUACGGUGGGGAUGUCUACGAGGAAGAGGCUAGUGGCAAGAGGUACUCCUUGGAGGACAUCCUUGAUGUCAUACAGGCUAGCGAGGUGGAGAUCAAGGAGGAGCUGAAGACGCAACGAGCGUGUCACAUCAAUGGCUUUUGGAGGAUGCUGCAUUUCGACUACGAGUGCCAGCUUCUUAGUCACAUUCUCUCUCUCGUUGAGGAGAAUUCCUGGGAUUUUCACAGGAUCCCACUGAAGGAAACACUGGAUACCCUGGAGAACUUAGAACCAAGAGCCAUUUUGGAGCACACUCUGGAAUGCUUCGGAGAGAGACUUCCACGACAGGACUCUAAAGGUGAUCAUGUGUUUUAUUGCCUAAAUGAAGACAAGGUCUGCCAAAUGUUUGCUGAAAUGCUUCUCAGGCCAGCUGAAAAAUUCAAUUUAGCCGAGUUCUUGUUGUCAUGGCAACAGAGCGUGCCAGACGGAAUGGCAACAGGGAUGCACCAACUCCAGGGCAUUGCAAUUAUUGACAGGAACAGUAAACCCGAGGUCAUCUUCCAUUUCCCGUUCUCUUUGAUGCCUGAGAAUGAGGUUGACAGAUUUAAUUUCUUGUUCAAAACGAGAGACAGGUGGACUCAAGAAGAGAUUUUACCCUACAUCCAGGAUCUGGUAACGGAGAAGUUAUCAGCAGCCGCAUUGUUGCAGAAGCAUGCAAGAGCCUCAGUGGGAGCCAACGGUGUCCGAGUGUAUAACUCCAAAAGACCCAUCAAGUAGGGUCUUAGAAGGCAUCAGCGUGCCCCCCCCCCCCCCGCCUUGGGCUCGUAACGUCGGAAGAGUGGUAGAGAUGCGUCGUCCUGAUUGAGUUGCCACGUCCGUGUGGCACUUCCCAGAGACGCCGACACAGUGGGGAAUGGUCCAUUUUACAUCGGGGUGGAACACAACAGGGCAGCAGUAUUCUGAGAAGGAGGCCCCAACGGAGCAUCGUGAGGCAAAGAUGGGAAUAGGCACUCUCUUCAUACAGACCAUGCUCAAAGAAUUUUGAAGUUUUGGGGAGCUGGCAAGUUUUGGUGCCAUUUUGUGCCGUUUUGAUUCAGAGAAAUCGAAACUGAAAGAGGCUAACUCUAGUGGCAAUUUGAAUCAUUCUGUUGCAUACCUGGCAUUCUUUGUUAUGUCAGGGGGGGGGGUUUUAUGAGUGAUCCAGGUGGGGAAACCAUCCGUCAUCGUCGGCUCUCUCCUCAAUUCAAAGGUGUUUACUUUCUCCAAAACUCUGAAGUGAAUUGGGGUGGAAAUUACUGUGUUUGACUUGAUUUCUCACCAGUGGUCCCAGGUUUGCGUUUGCUUAUCCAUGCGUCAGUUAAUAUAAUGCCCAUGUGCUUGAAGUGGAACUCUACAAAGAGAAAGGGGAAAAUAAAAUAUUCGAGAUUUAAUAAUAUAACAAAAGAUGACGUCAUUGUGACGUCUGUGCACUCGUCCAAAUUGGGAGUAGUUAUUUAUUUAACAGUGUUUCCCUGAAACAAAUUGGAAUGCUGUAUUUCGUGGGAGUGAAAUUUUCCGUCUUAAGUUGUAAUUUGUUGUGAAGACAGACUCACUCAGCCAAUGCAUGUAGUCUUUAUAUCAGUCUUAAGGAACAAAACACCGAUGGUUGUAUUUACAUGUAUUUAGUUCAAAACCGGUACACCGUGAAUAAUAAAUUGAACUUUUCCAAAACCA
Molecule: messenger RNA, 2208 nt
Organism: Acanthaster planci (crown-of-thorns starfish)
Lineage: Eukaryota; Metazoa; Echinodermata; Asteroidea; Valvatida; Acanthasteridae
Gene: dscc1
Product: DNA replication and sister chromatid cohesion 1
Biological process (GO): mitotic sister chromatid cohesion; maintenance of mitotic sister chromatid cohesion
Cellular component (GO): Ctf18 RFC-like complex; chromosome, centromeric region; chromatin
Source: RefSeq, a predicted model, not a curated record